Topomyia yanbarensis is the source of this 794-nucleotide messenger RNA. Its product is annotated as protein lethal(2)essential for life-like. Bases 156 to 698 code for a protein of 180 amino acids. Gene Ontology annotation, molecular function: protein folding chaperone. Lineage: Eukaryota; Metazoa; Arthropoda; Insecta; Diptera; Culicidae. Gene Ontology annotation, biological process: response to heat; protein refolding. The transcript has a single exon. The record is from RefSeq and is a predicted model, not a curated record.
ACUCAGCGCUCAGUAUCAGUUGAAAAUAAUCAGCAUACGAUACGAUUUAACAAACGAAUUGUAUAGACUCGAAAGCACAUUCAAGUGUUUUAAAGCUAAAACUAAUUUUAUCGUUGAAAGUUCGAAAAGUGAAACGUGUUGAUAGUGUAAACGAAAUGUCGCUAGUUCCGAUUUUGUUCCGCGGAUGGUGUGACGAUAUUUGGGAUGUCCCACCCAGACCAUCGACCAUACUGGAGAAGUAUUUUGGGGAGGACUUUUUCCCAGACGAGCUCAUCUUGGCAAUCGACCAAGUUCCAAAGCGUCGAAUGGUGAAACGUCCACGAUUUUCUGCUGCUAAUCACCAAGCCCAAAACAAUCAUGCAGCCGUAAUGCGCACCAAGGAUGGAUUCCAGGUGAGCGUGGACGUUCAACAGUUUGCCCCGGAGGAGAUAUCGGUGAAAAUGGUAGAUGACUACAUCACGGUAGAAGGCAAACACGAAGAAAAACAGGACGAGCAUGGAUUUGUUUCGCGGCACUUCAUCCGCAAGUAUCGACUUCCUGAAGGACAUGAUGCGGACAAUGUGGUUACGUCCCUUUCUUCCGAGGGUGUUCUAACGAUUAGAGCUCCCAAACUGGCUUUACCCGAAACGAAAGCGGAAAGGACGAUUCCGGUAGAGCAGACGGGAAAACCGAUCAAGGGGAACGAGAAUAGUUCUUAAUAUAAGUCAUAUGUUGAUAUACGCUUUCUUGCUACCUCGCUCAAAUCGAAAAUGUAAGCAUUUACUUUUAAUAAAAUAUUUGUUAUGUUCAGUUUA